Penicillium olsonii is the source of this 2988-nucleotide messenger RNA. The record is from the annotation of a GenBank genome assembly. Lineage: Eukaryota; Fungi; Ascomycota; Eurotiomycetes; Eurotiales; Aspergillaceae.
AUGCCGGUGGCCCACGAGUAUACAACUCUGGGAUAUUUAGUGGCCAUCAUUUCGAUCCUGGGCUUUGCAAUUAUGCCCAGGGCAAAGUUCAUCCAGAUGAUGAUUUUUGAUGUUUUGGCGGUUUGCAUAGCCGCUUGUUUUGCGCUGUUGACCAUGUUCUCCAGCGUCAAAGCCCGUCAGCAUACAAAUACCAAUGACACUGACACCUACAACUCCUCUGCCUCUGCAGUGAGUGGCGUUUGGCUCUUUUUCCAGAUUUGGAUGGUUCAUACCUUCCGCGCCAAGUACCCGCAACUGCAGUUUCCGGUGAUCAUCUACGCAAUCUUUGCGAAUGUCUCUUCGGUCUAUGCCCCGACUAUGAUGAAUAUGACCUCAGCGAUCAGUCUCGUGGUGCGAAUGUUGAAGUCGUUUCUCACGGGCCUUGGAAUCUCCACCGCGACAUCAAUGCUCAUCCUUCCCAUGACCUCGCGUCAGGCUGUCUUCAAACAAAUGGCCGGGUACAUCGGGGGACUCCGGUCGGCAUUGAAUGCGCAUGCUGUGUAUUUCGAGAGUCUGGAAAAAGACGAUAUGUUCGGUCGCGCGGAGACAUUCGACGACGCACGUGAGAAGUUCGGUAAGAAAGGCAAGGUCUACAGUCCGGAAGCAGAAGCAAUCCGAAGUGCCAUUCGACAGAUUACAGAUGUUCACGCCAAACUUCACGGAGACCUGACCUUUGCUAAACGUGAGAUUGCAUUGGGCAAACUGGGACCGGAUGACUUGCAGGCCAUUUUCCGUCACCUUCGCCAGAUCAUGAUCCCAGUCGUGGGCUUGAGCUUCGUGGUCGAUAUCUUCCAGCGACUCUCCGACUAUAAUCGAUGGAACCAGCCCAUCGACAUGAACAUAGGGGUUGUACCGGAAGAUGUGCGACAGCGGGUUGUGCACGAAUGGAAUGACAUUAUGCGAGCGGUGCAUGAUCCCUUUGCAAUGAUGAUCAAAACUAUUGAUGAGGGUUUACUACACACUUCAUAUGUGUUCCGGCUCACAAAGCCCCCGAAGCGCCCCAAUGCCAGUUCCGCGGCAAAUGACAACUCAAGUGAGGAAAACAAAGAUGUCGAGGCCUCGGCCGAAGACACUGCUCCUGGUGAGAAGGCAUUCACCGAGCAUUUUGAAAAAAGGCUCGGCGAAUUUCGAAGUGCAAAGCGCCUUGCGUUGCAGACUUGGGCUGAAGAGAAGGGCAUCAAGCUGCCACCUGACUUCUUUGAUCACCCUACCUCUCCGGAGAUCUUGCAAUCUGAUUUCCUAGACACAUCAGCUACACAGAAGGAGCGAAGUCGUCGGCAGUUGUAUCUGUUCCUAUAUAUGGAACAACUGCUCUACUCAACUGGUCAGACUGUCCUAGACUUCGUUCGGUAUGCGAACCACGUUGAAGCCAAGGGGAAGUUGUCAAGGACCCGACUCAUCAUUCCUGGAGGCAAGCGCAUUUGGAAGUGGGCGGGGUCCUUUUUGAGCGCGGAAGACUCCCACGACGACGAUAACUUGGGUGAUAUUCACACGCAAAACAACAUCCUUCAACUUGGUGAAGCCUACAGACUUCGCAAAGACCCAGAGCAUCUACCGCCUACAACACUUUUCCAGAAGUGUGGCGACAAAAUCCGAGUCCUGCCUUGGUUCUUGCGUUCCUUUGAAUCGACCUAUGGAUUCCGAGUCGCAUUGGCUACUAUGACGAUUGCUGUAGUGGCUUUCCUGCAUGACACGCAGACCUUCUUCACCCACCAGCGAUUAGUGUGGGCCAUGAUCAUGGUCAAUCUCAGCAUGUCACCAACUUCGGGUCAGAGUAUUUUCAGUUUCGUACUCCGAAUUCUUGGAACCAGUAUUGCCAUGGUGGCCAGUCUGUUGAUUUGGUACAUCCCCGGUCAGAAGACGCCUGGCGUGAUCGUUUUCUUAUUCGUCUUUGUCUCGAUGGGCUUCUAUAUUCCCAUCAAACUUUUCCGGUUCCGAGUCGUGGGAAUGAUCAGCAUUGUCACCACCACUAUGAUCAUUGGCUAUGAACUCCAAGUCCGCAGAGUCGGAGAGGCAGUGGCGACUUCUAAUGGCCAGCCAUUCUACCCCAUAUACCUGCUGGCACCGUACCGUCUAGCUACGGUCUCGGGUGGUAUAGCCGUUGCAUUCUUUUGGACCUUCUUCCCAUAUCCGAUCUCCGAGCACUCAAUUCUUCGACAGAGUCUUGGAGCGUCUCUCUACCUCCUCGCCAACUACUACUCUAUUAUUCAUGAGACAAUCUCCGGUCGCAUGCGCGGGGACGAGGGCGAUUAUCUGCUCAAGAGCUCUGCGGGUCGCAAACUUGAGAAGGCUCGGCAUAAAGUGUUCUCAAAACAGAUGCUCAUGCUUGCAGGUCUCCGGACUUACUCCGAGUUUCUGCGAUGGGAGGUUCCAAUUGGUGGGCAAUUCCCGAAGAAGCAGUAUGAUUCGAUUAUUCUCUGCGUGGAGAAUAUUGUCAAUUAUCUCAGUUUACUCGGCUAUGCGUCCGAUACGCUCAUGAACCUCGGUGACGGCGACGAUGUCUCGGAUACCGCUUGGAUGCACGAUUUCCGACGACUAGUCGGUACAGCCAAGGUCACAACGCAUGAAGUCACCUCUUUGCUUUGUCUUCUCUCUGCGAGUAUUACCAACCGACAGCCGCUUCCGCCCUAUCUCAAGGCCCCGCGGCCGUACAGUUUCACCAAGCGGCUAGAAGCUCUCGACAGCGAUAUUUUGAGUUUGAGGCACAUUGCUGAGCCAGGAUUUGCAGCCUUUGCGGUACUGCAGAUUUCGACGCGUUGUAUCGUUGGAGACGUGGAUCGGCUACUACGACAUGUCAAGAGCUUAGUUGGCGAGUUGGAUUUCUCUUUCCACGCAGUUACUACGACGGAAUCUAUGGCUGCCUCUCGCAUGCCCUCUCGAAUGGGAUCAAGGGUCGAUGUCGGCGAAAUCCCAUCCUCAAGCCACGGUGAUCGAGACAAGACCGAUUGA